Molecule: messenger RNA, 3914 nt
Organism: Ectocarpus siliculosus
Lineage: Eukaryota; Phaeophyceae; Ectocarpales; Ectocarpaceae
Source: the annotation of a GenBank genome assembly
AUGGCCGAGCGGGAGGCAUCAUCGUCAGCUGCUGAUGUCGAAGAAGAACGCCGGCUCCCCAGCGGAGGGCGGCGACGGUACGUCGGCUCAGUGGAGCUGGGCGGCGCGGCCGGGCAAGUCAACACCAACGACGUCGUCGAAAUCGCGGAUCAACCAGGUCGCCAACAACAAGGCGCCGUGGCCCAGGUGCUGUCGAUGUGGGAGGAUGAUUUAACGGGGGCGGUUAAGUUCCGCGCGCGAUGGCUGGUGCGCUCCUCGGAUCUGUCAAAGGAGGCCUUGUCAAGGCUUCGAACGGGCCGCAGCCGGUCUGCGGGCGACGGCAGCGGCGAGGAGGAGCCAGAUUUGAAAGGCAAUUCUUUGCCCGAUCAAUCUCGAGAGACGGACGACGACGACGGCGAGGUUUUUCUCACGACCAAGGAAGAAGAUCUCGACGCGGAUGCAAUGGUGAAGCCAGUAGCGAUCUCUGUGGCCGCGAGCGCGACGAUCGACACCCUUCGAAAACCGAAGCGAAAGACUGGGCCCCGACUUACCCACGCCUUCGACGCUUCCUCCGGCGACUUUACCCCCGUGAAGGAUACGCACGCAAUCAUCACGCGCGCCAGAGCUCGCCAGGCGGAGGGCCUUGCAAGCGCAUCAAGUGUCCCCGAGAACAGCGCUGCUGGGAAGGGCAGUAAGCCCGUGGCACAGGGUCGCCCGUGGUUUCUACCAAAGCGGAAAGAAAGUCAGGCGGCUGGCCGCGGGAGGGACAUGGCGGAAACGCCAGCGCGUGGCACCAGCAGGGAACAAGAUUCUAGUGUCAACAACGGGCAUCCUAGCGUCGCCACCGACUCGGAGGACCGGGGGAUUGAGAAGGACGAACACCAAGAAGGCAGCGACGACAACGACGACGAGAAAAAAUCAAGCAGAGUUAGCGACGCUGCGGCCGCUUCCGCUCCCCCCGCCUCCGCCGACAGCAGCAGCGAUGAAGCCUUUACACCGAGGAAGUCGGGCCGGCAGAAGAAGCUUCGGCAGUCGCCGAACGGCCGCGAGGCUGUGGAGGUUCCGUGGCACGGGCGCCGUCCCGGCGUUUCGGAGGUUGAGCGCCAAGGACCGCCUCGCCCCGCUCGUUCUCGACGCCUGGUGAUGACUGCCGCAGACCCCCCUCGCACUCGACGCCUGGCGAUGCCUCCCGCGGAUACAGCAGGGGCCGCUGCAAAGUGUGCAGAGGGCGGCGCCGUGCCCCACGCCGCCGACGUGAGAGGGUCCCCUGGCUCUGUGCGGACGCGCCGGUCUGCCGCGGGUGCAGCGGGAGCUCCGCCGUCGCUGAUGGGGGGCUCAACGGCACCUACCGCCAAGCUAAUACUUUCGGGCAAGAGGAAGCGAACUCCCACCGCCAAGCGCAUGGAGGGGGACAACGAGUCAUGCGAGGCAGAAGCGCCUGAUUUCAUCCCGCCCCGGCGGACUCUCGUCGGUGAGGACCACCAGGUGGAUAUUCCAGACGUUCUGCCUGCCGAGGAUAGAAGCAAAGCGGCGGCGGCAGGCCGUGCCGAAGGGACCGGCGCCGAGAUGUGCGAAGAAGCGGCCCUGGAGGCGCUGGUGAAAACGAACUGCGUCCUUGACAACUUCGAGCCGGCCCUCAAAAUGCUGGCGGAUAGCACGACGUCGCCGGAGAGCUUACAGCCGUGGUCGCUGGAUCAGGUUAGAACCCUCGAGGCCGCGCUGGACAAAGAUUUUGACGUCAACGGGCGUUCGCAGGGCUGGGCUCGACCCGGGAUAGACAUGGACCGUGAGGACUGCAUAGACAUCGCUAAAGUUAGCAAGGAGGUCCCGGGAAAAACGCCCGCACAGGUGUUGCAAUUCUACUUCAGAUAUCUUGCUGCCGCAAGGCCUCUGACAGAUGUCGUCUACGGUCCAGAGGCGGCCGAGGCACGAAAGAGAGAGAAGCUCUCAGGCGACGACUCGGACGUGGAGGUACCGGUGACCCCUCGGGGGGCCGCCGGACGACCCGCCCGAAGCGGCUCAGACACCACUCCGUCCCGUCGUGUCACGAAGCAAGAGCCUGCCGGAACGCGCAGAGUCAGCCCCUCUCCUAACGGCAGCGAAGAACCCCGCGAGGCGACCACGAGCCCGAAAGGCACCGGGUCGCGCACGGCAUCGACCUCCGGCCUGUCAAUGGGGGGCGACGGCCCGCGUACCGGUGACGAUGGUAGCGGCAGCACUCACGGGACACGAAAAGACCGCCCCUCGGGAGGGAACGAAGCGGCUCCCGGGCCCCUUCCGCGUGACGCGGGGGGGGUACUGCAGGCGGACAGCGGUGAUGAUAGAAGCAAUCAUCGCACGUCUCGAACAUCAGCACCUGUCGCUCGUGGCCCUGGAGAGCAAGACUCACGGUCCAGCCAGGCUGUCCCUCAGAGGAGGGCUGUGUGGCGGCCUAUAUUAACCCCAGCGCCAAAUCAGCGCCCGUCGGAAGGACUUUCGAUGCCACCGCGCUCGGUGCCGGGCAGAGUACGAGACCAGCGUUCUGAUGGUGGGAGUGAUGUGGUCAUGGCAGAGGGUCGGUCAGGCUUUGGUGGAGGUGACCAAGUGUUUGGGUUCAUGGCUCCGUGCUGGCAUCUGUUGGAGAGGGCGCAGGCCUACAUGGACCCGGAUCAACUUUCUUACAUGAAAGGUCUCAUCCUCGCUCAUCUCAGGAGGCCCAUGUCAAGGGAUCAGUUCUUCGAGUUCUUGCGAGGUAGUCUGUCGUUGGACGACUACGGUCUUGGGUGUGCAUGUGGAGCUUACACACUCUUGCAUUUUCUCGGGGCCCUCACCCCCACCCCACCCUUGCGUUUUUCCACGCCGCACUUUCGAUGCCACAAGCUGCUGAAGAGGGUCAAGAGUUGCCUUCACGAGCAACAGCACAUCUACACCGCCUUUGUCAAGAUGUUUGACCACGUUGACCAGACCCCCCUGAUGCCGCUAUUUCCGGCGACGAGAAGGACCCCGGCGGCCAUGCCACCCCGAGGACAUGUCCCUCAUGCCGCCGUUGCCGCCUACCCUCCCCCGGUAGAAGGUCGUCCCUACAUGAUACGCCCCGGCACGACGCUAGGGAGUGGCGGCGGCGGCGGCGGCGGCAGCAGCGACAGCGUGCUAAGGGGGGCGGCGCCGUCCUAUUUCUACCCGGGAAUGGCUGCUGCUCCCGGAGCCGGUCGCACGAGUGCCCGCCAGUGGUCGAUGCCACCGCACGGAGCAGCAAGUGCCAGCGUCGGCGGCGACGGUUACAGCGGAAUGCAUAAAGGAAGAGCUGGGGGUGGAGACGCUCUUCUUCAUCGUGGUGCGUACCCUCCUCCUAUGCACGCUACUGCCGCUUACCAAGGCCGGCGAGACGUGCAUGACAGGGAUAGGGAUAUGGAACGGAGGGAGGCAUGGUCUGCACAGCAGCAGUCCCAGCAGCAGCCGAGGCCGCGGGGGGUUAAUGGUUCGGCGGUACGCCCGCCAACCGGACAUGCGUCGGCUAGAUGGAUGCCCGGCCCUACGGAAGCGUCCUGGGGGGGCGGCGGCGGAGAUGUUUACCGCUGAAAAUAGAGAGCUGCCUGAGAUGGUGUGCGGAUUGUUGAUAUUGUUUGCAUGGUUGCUUUUGCAACAUGACCUUGUGCGAGUUUUGCUACGUUUUGGCCUGUCUUAAGCUUUGGGGGGUGAAUGCGGCACGGCCCGGCACUUCUACACACGAUAUUUUCUGCAUCGUCCUACGCCGUUCUGUAAGUAAACCUCACGCAGCAACACCCUUUUUUUAUUUGUAUGUGAUUUUCCCUCAAGAGGUGCCAGUCAGACACAUUUUACUGAAGGCUUCUCGUUCUUUUGUUCUUCCACCCAUCGGCAAUUCUUGAGUUCUAGGUAGUUAUUAAUAGACGACGUGUGCUCACGGUAGCGCUUUUUAGUUACAGGAGUACUGUAGU